Messenger RNA from Lodderomyces beijingensis, 792 nucleotides. NCBI's taxonomy places the organism in Eukaryota, Fungi, Ascomycota, Pichiomycetes, Serinales, Debaryomycetaceae. The record is from the annotation of a GenBank genome assembly.
AUGAUUUCAACCACGCCACACAGUUAUCACAACCAGUUCCACGAUUCCCACUACUACGACAACUACCACAACUACCAGCACAAAAUGACGCUGCUGGAUCGCAGCCCCAUCUUGUCGAGGCUCGGGAAAAUCAACCCUGCGUCAUGUCUCAAACGCAACAAAUCCUUCUCCUCGUCAUACACCGCCACCUCCAACUACACCUCCGCUACAUCCAACUACACGAGCGCCACGAGCAUGUACCCAUCAACAUCAGCAACCUCGACCCACAUCCAUCACCACCACAACCACCACUACAACCAAAAUUACACCCACGGCAAUGUGCUGAGCCAGAUGACCACGAUAUACCACGAGAUCUACAUUAUGUUAUGCUUGCUAGACGACUUGUUCAAGUACGACAUCUUGGACAUUGAGACAAUCUCGGGUCUGCACGAGUAUUUAAAACACGAAUUUCGCUACAUCUCCAACAACAACAACAAUCAGGGUGCAAGUUUGGAUGUCUCGGUGAUCAAUUACCACAUUCGCAAGUACUUGGAGUUUUUACGCGUGAUUAACCCCAUGGAUGACUCGAGCGUGGUUGUCGCUGAUGAGGAAGAGGCUGAUUGUUGGUUUGUCAAUGACGAAAUCCCGCGCGUCAUUAAGAGGUACAUCAAGAAUACGAUCCAAAUUUUGGAGAGGUAUCUUGAUUUGGUCAUCUUUGAGAGCCAGAGCCGUCGUUUGAGUGGCGAGUUUUGCGACGGUGGCGAGGAGAGCUAUAGUUCGGAUGAGGGUGAUAUCAGUUGUUACAUGGUUUAA